CCCGCACUUGGCACCAGGUCCUCCCUUCCUCCCCUUCUAUCUCUCUUGGGUGGCAUGGCACUUUUUGGGCACAGAGAAGGGUGCUGGAGAUAUAUAGACAUGGCCCGAGAGCCUAAACUGAGCCAUACGAGGCCUGGUCAGAAGAGGCAGCACACCGGAAGCCUGUAUCCCAACAACUGUGACCUGGACUAUGAGCUUUAUAAAGACGAUUUGCCAUGCAGGAUCUAUGAAUACCAAAAGAUCCCUCCUCUUAUCGGCCACAUUCCUAUCAAGACCAGACGAAGCCACCUAGGAGCUGGAAGCAAGACCAGCCUGGGCCCCCACACAGACUUAAGAAACAACAGCAAUUCCACUACAGGCCGUACAAAAUUGCGAGCAGAAGAACUGCACUCCAUCAAAGGGGAAUUGAGCCAGAUCAAAGCCCAGGUGGACAACUUGCUGGAAAGUUUGAAUCGGAUGGAUCAACGGCGGGAACACCCCACAGGUACCAAGGAGAGCAAGAAAAAAUUCUUAGCCAGCGUGGACACAUCCUAUCCAGGAGGGGUACUAACCAGGAGGAACGAAAGCCCCGGAAAUGAGGGUCCCAACACUCAGCAAGAUGUUGAUAGUGCUGAGGAGAGCACAGACACCGAAGAAGCAAUGAGAAAUCACACACUGGAUCCUGAAGGAAGCAAGUAGGGAGGGCUACCCUGCUGGGACCCCUCGCCGAGCAUUUCCUUUUCUCUGUGUUGCAUUUCUUUCCAUGCCUUCAGCUUGUGCAGCCUCCAACAUCGCUUCCCUGCAACCCGUGCUGGUACACAGGAGACAGAGAGAGGUUCAGCUGCAGCAUUGCUGUGGCCUCUGAGCUGGUGGAGAGCUUCCUGUUUCAACUCAAGGGAGAACCUCAUGUGCUGUUGUGGAAAAAAAACUUAAAAAUAGCCCUAGGAUGGGAGAAAGAGGGGAGGAAAAGCAGGCCCUGUGACUGCACAUUUGAACCAAUCGUUGUUGCUCCAAAAUAAACAGUAGCGAUGGGCUACA
Messenger RNA from Candoia aspera, 1017 nucleotides. RefSeq names its product RNA-binding Raly-like protein. The coding region runs from base 55 to 678 and encodes 207 amino acids. The transcript is spliced from 7 exons. Gene Ontology annotation, cellular component: nucleus. NCBI's taxonomy places the organism in Eukaryota, Metazoa, Chordata, Lepidosauria, Squamata, Candoiidae. Gene Ontology annotation, molecular function: RNA binding. The record is from RefSeq and is a predicted model, not a curated record.